Messenger RNA from Gossypium raimondii (Peruvian cotton), 1130 nucleotides. Its product is annotated as tetraspanin-15. Gene Ontology annotation, biological process: auxin-activated signaling pathway. The transcript has 2 exons. The record is from RefSeq and is a predicted model, not a curated record. Gene Ontology annotation, cellular component: plasmodesma; plasma membrane. Lineage: Eukaryota; Viridiplantae; Streptophyta; Magnoliopsida; Malvales; Malvaceae. The coding region runs from base 1 to 888 and encodes 295 amino acids.
AUGGCGGAUGAACCUAACAUCACACCACCACCACCAGCAGAAACUGAACCAACACCCGACCCCGAAAACAACACCCAAACCAAACAAGACAAAGGUUCAAAGAAGAACAUGUUCAAAGACCUCAAAGUGAAACAUGUUACAGGGAUAUUAUCAUUGGUAUCCUUUGUGUUUUCACUUCCGAUCCUUGCUUCUGUCACUUGGUUGCUGUAUAUGAAAAGUUAUGACUGUGAGUGGUUGUUUAAGUUGCCGAGGUUACAGAUUGGGAUCAGUGUUGGGUUGAUUUUAGUGUUCUUGGUUUGUAACGGGGCGUUGUUGUUUCUACGGGCACGGUGGCCGAUGGUGGCGAUUAUUGUUGUGACGGUGCCGUUGACGUUGAUGUUUACUGUUGGAUUGGCAUUGCUUGGUUCUAACAGUUUGGAAUCGAGGAGGGUACCGGCGACGCCGUUGUGGUUUAAGAUGAAGGUUGACGAUGAUGGGCUUUGGAAUAAUCUUAAAGGGUGUAUUUAUGAUGUUCAUGUGUGUCAAGAUUUGGCUGCUUCGUCGAUGCCUUUGAAACCGAGUGAUUUCAAUAAGAAGAAAUUAUCAUACGUUGAGUCCGGAUGUUGCACACCACCAGAAGAGUGCCACAUGCGGUACGUAAACGCCACUUUCUGGGAAAAAGACGAUACACCGGAAACCGAUCCGUCGGUAAACGCCGACUGUAAUGCAUGGAAGAACGACAGGGACGUAUUGUGUUACGAUUGCCAAAGCUGUAAACAAGGUUACGUCAAGGCAUUGAAAAGCAAAUGGUCCAAACUUGGGGUGUUCUUGGUUUCCAUGGCGGUGUUUCUCAUAGCUUGUCAUAUGGCUCUGUUCUUGGCUACCAUGUGGGAGAUCCACUGUACAUGAUGGUAGCGCAGUGUGAGAGAGAUGAAUGAAAAAGUUCAAUUCUUUGGUAUUUUUGGUUGUAGCCCUUUUUCUUUUGUUUUUUGCUAUUUAAUCCUUAGGGUUUCGUUUGGUUAAAUAACUUGUUUUAAUUGCUAGACCCUAGACGUCUAAGAGGAGAGUAGUCAUGUUUUUGUUCUAGUACGAUUCGUGUCGUUUUGGUGUAUUUCGAUGUAUCAUUUCAGGUUAAAUGCUAUUUAAUGUUU